GGCUGUAGCGCCAGGUUUUACACACUGCACUCGAGACCAUAUGAGGUACCGGACGGAUUCCUGAAGUAGAUCUCAGUCUUGAAGUGAUUUUCUCCAGAAUCGAAGUGAAAAGGUCGUAAGAAGAAAAUAAGCUGUCGAAGAGGCAAUUUGCACUUAUUAAUCGUGCUUACAGUCCAUCAUUUAAGAGGAUUUUGGAAGUAUACGAGCCAAUAUGCAGAAUCUGUUGCUGCUCGUCUUAAGCGUGCUGUUGUGCUGUUAUUGCUCAGCUUUCUCUGCAUCUCUGAAAGCUCAAGAAGAGACCCAGACUCUAUUUUUAGGGGAAGACUUGCACAUCCCCAUUCCAGUGGAUAGAGCAGGUGUGUCAUUCAAGUCUUCAGUUGGUCAAGGAUCCGAAAAGGUGCUGAUGGCUGCUGGGAAGGCGGUAGAUCCUCGUGCCAAACUCAACGAUGCUUUAAGCCACCUAAUCUUGGAGAAUGUUGGAGAAACUGAUGAAGGAGUCUACACCAUCACAUCUUUCCAAAACACUGAGAAUGUUACACGCUUGACAUUUUAUGUUAGAGAUUGUUAUAAUGAGGUCCUGGUCAAGUAUGGUUCAGAUUUUUACGUAGUGCUGAGUGAUUUUUCAGAGCCGCUUCAAGUGGGGUUUCGUAACAGUACAGUGGAAGCCAAUCAAACCUCGGUGAAGCCUGUGGAACUGCUGAAUGAUAAAGGGAAACCCACAGAGAAUUACAAUGGUCGAAUUAAUGUGACAGCUCAAAAGUUCACCCUUCAGGCUGUCACAGGCGCUGAUGAAGGUAGUUACACCUUCAGAGCCGGUGGGAAAGAGCAGAAGAAGAUCUGCCUAAAAGUGAAAGCACAUCAAGUAUUUGUCACCCUUACAUAUGGUGGCACUCUGAAAAUAAAUCUUCACAUUAAUAGUUCCUUAGCUCGCCUGUUCUACACCCCUAAGUCUGAUAAGACUGGUAAGUAUGUGAUUCUGGAGAGUGGAGAGCUCAAAAUGCCUCCUAAUCUGAAUUUCGAGAAUCGUCUCUCUUUGGAGGAGUCUGUCUGCGUGCUGACGGGGUUGAAGGCCAGCGAUGCCGGAGUUUUUAGUGAGACUGACCUUCACGGAUUCCACGUGUCUGAAGUCUACCUUGAGGUGGAGGAAUACAGGCUUCCUAAUCUCUUCAUUGCCAUCAUUGCUCUGGUGGCAUUACUGGUGCUGCUGCUGUUGGUGUGUUUGAUCUCAUGUUUGAUUAAGAUACGCAAACGUGCAGCGAAGGCCAAAGCCACUGAGGAAAACACAGACAAAGCGGAGGGAGAUGCGUUUAGACAGGUUGUGAAAGAUGCCUGUACCAAUCAGAACGAGGAAGCCCCAGCCCUGUCACAGAAAGAGGACAUCACUGAGAAAUCACAGAGCACAGAGGUCAGCAUUAAGGGUUUGGAGGUGUCAACUAAAGAGCCAAGUCUCCAGGAAAGGAAUCUUGAGACCAGUGACUCUGGUGUAGGCUUUAAUACCUCUGGGCUUCCAGUUGACAGUGAUACAGAUGUUCAAACGGCACCCAUAGAUUCUGAUGUAUUAAGUUCCUCUGCCGCCCCGUCACUUAAAGCAGAUCCAGAGCCAAAGUCUGCCCCCUCACCUCCAAAACCAGCACCAACUUCUGAUCUGAAACCAGCUCCCGUGGCCAAGUCGACUGCUCCUCCUCCACCUUCUCCUGAACCCAAAGUAACACCUGAAUCCAAACCUGCUGUGACACCCGAGCCAAAACUGACCCUCUCAUCAACACCCGAAACAAAAGCAACCUUGACUCCAUCACCCGAACCAAAGCCAGCUGUGACACCCGAACCAAAGCCAGCUGUGACACCUGAACCAAAGCAAGCUGUGACACCCGAUCCAAAACCAGAGGCCACCAAACCAAUUCCGAGCCCAACUCCUGAAGCCCCCAAAACAUUAACACCAACACUCGAUGCCAAACCACCCACUACUCCAGAUGCCAAACCAGCAGUUUCGCCUGCUCUUGAGCCAACACCAGCUAAAGUCAGCACCCCUGAACAGAAACCUGCUGUUAGCCCGACUCCUGAAGACCCCAAAACAUCGACCAUCACUCCUGCACCUGAUCUGGAUUCAACCCCUGAGCCUAAAGCCUCUUCACCUGCUUUGCAUUCUAAACCACCCGUCUCACCGGUUCUCGACCCAAAGCCAACCACAAACGGUACUCCCGAAUCCAAGGAUGACAUUUCUCCUAAGCUUGAUGUGAAGACCACUGAGGCACCAGCAUCUACCCCUCCUAAAUCUCCUGAUACUGGGAAAAGCUUGCUCAAAACUCCCGAGGUCAUAUCCAGUGGAGGUCUUUCUCCAGAGGGAAAACUAGACUUGGCUUCUCCUAGUGACAGUGCACCUCCUUCCAGCACUGAUGGAGCUGCACCAACUGAGAUUUAAACCGUAGCCUCUUUCCUGCCUCCUCUGAGUGUAUUAACCACCACAGACAAUCGAGACACUUGACUUACCAACAAAGAAGAGCUAAGUGACUUCCUAAGUGGGUGGGAUUCUUACGUCUUUUAAGUCUCACUUUUAAUACGAUUAGCGUGCAUCAAAAGAUAUUUACACUGUCAGUUCACUCAGUUUACUAAUAUUUAUUCACCCUGUGACAGUAAAGUGUAACACGUUAAAUACAGAGAUAUAGCACCACUGGCUAAUUUUACUCAGAGGGGUGAAUUCACUAAACAGUUACACCAUUUUUACGGUGCAAAAGGCUUAACCAGGCGCUCCAUGUAAUUUUGUAAUUUAGGUUUGUUUAAAGACUUUAUACGCUGUUGCAAUUAUUAUUGUGCUGUUACCACCAGUGAAGCAGUUUAAAAGAGAUGUUUGCGUAGGUUUUCUGACAAGCGUGACAUGACUAAUUCUUCAAAUUAUGAUAAAACGAUUAGAAGCGUGUUUCCUGCAUUUAGCUGAGCUGAUUCAGAUGCUUGGACUGCAGUAUUGUAUAAUGCAGUAUUGUCCCAGUAAAGUAUGCCAUGGCAUUGUGCCACAACAUUCAUACAACCUAGCACUCCUAACACAUACCGGCCUGUGAGAUUGAAAGAAAUAGCAGCAUGCAAAUUGCAUCACUUCUUUCGUGAAUAAUGGCCUGUUUACACCAGGUAUUAAGAUGCAUUUUGUCGAUUAGAUCACAAGUGGACGGCACUAAAUAAAGGCGUUAACCUGAUGUAACAUGUUUUGAGCUUGUGCCCUUAAGACACUCGUGCACUUUUGAGGUAGUUGAAAACGCAUUCAACCGGAGUGCUUUUGUGGUGUAGAUGCUCAUGUGGUCAAAUGUGUUCGAGCACCCACAAAAGGCUACCUACUGACCUUAGGGUGCGCUCUCCGGAAGUCGCAUUUCAGUUAAAUACAUUAUAAAAUUAAGAUUUAUUCCCCUUAAGACAUAUAAUCAUUGUAGUUUCAUUCUUACAUUAAAAUGUAAUGGUUGCUUUUUUUAAAAUAGAACCUGAAAUAUUAGACCUCAAUGACAUUUGCGGUCAACCAAUGCGACUUCCGGAGGGUGCAACCGAAAUCCUGGCCAGGACGUGUCCGGCAAGAUGGCACAAUGUUUCCUCCUCUCACCCAUAGACCAUCCCAAAGAAAUCAGGAAAGAAGCGGUUGAAAGUGGACAAAAGAGACAUGUUUAUUUCUCGUUUACUUGUGAUCUGCCUGAUUGAAGCGCAUCUUAAUACCAGCUAUAAACAUGACCUCAGACACCAAAGGAAACGCAAAUGGUUCUUAGUGAAUUCCCCCUCAAUAAGGGAGGCUGUCGGGGCUUUUUAUGUGUAUAAAAACAAACAUCCCAUCCUCGUACCUGCAUGAAGAUAGGGAGAAAAUAAAUUUGAUCAUCUGUUCCAUAAUCCUAACUUUCUGCGGUAAAACUUAGGAAAAGUGCACAGAAUGUUAAAUCUUUACAAGAUUAUUUUGACCAGUAGGCAAAUCCAAAGUUCAACAUUGAUGCUGUUGAGUGAUUUGUUAGAAGAAAGCCGGCAAGAUAGCCUUGUUUCUGAAGAGUUUUCUUGUUUCAGCGAUUACUAUGAAUAGUGCAACACUCAAUAUGGCCACUCUGGUGUCCCUCCUUCAAGUUAAAAGAACCAAUCAUCAAUCGAUAAAGACUGAUGAUUAUCUGGGGGAGGGACUCUUUACAGGGUGAGGCGUUUGCCAACUUGUGCGCAUUCCAGUAGCUGAAGCGACAUUGAAAAAAUUGUGUUUUGGUACAGUUGAUUUCAGGCUUAAUUGUUGUUUGGAAACAUGUUAUUUAAUUGUGAUUAUAGCACAAUAUUCUGUCCUUCCGCAUUGAAGUAAAUAGGACUUUAGUUUUGCACGACUAAAAUGACUGCCCGGAGGCACUGGAAACAUGGCCGCUUGUGGCAUGACUUCCUAAAAGGGAGUUUGGUCCAACCCUUGAAAACAUUGGUCUCGCGGAUGUUCUUCAUGGAUGUGACAAUGCACAUUUCCUGUUCAUUUAGUAUUACAAGAGUUGUUGAAAUAUGUGACACUGGACCGCAAAACCUUAAUAUUAAGUAGCACAUGUAUAUUUGUAGCAAUAGCUAACAAUAAAUUGUGUGGGUCAAAAUUGAUGAUUUUUCUUUUAUGCCCCAAAUAAUUGGAAUAUUAAGUAAAGAUCAUGUUCCAUAAAGAUAUUUUGUAAAUUUCCUAUUGCAAAUGUAUCAAAACUUUAUUUUCUCUGUGUGGAUGCAGUUGCUAAUGACUUCAUUUAGACAACUUUAAAAGUAUUUAGAUUUUUUACACCCGCAGAUUCCAUAUUUCAAAUAGUUGUAUCUCAGCCAAGUGUUGAUAAAAAAAAACAUACAUCAAUGGAAAGCUUAUUUCCAUUAAAGAUGAUGUAUAAAUCUCAAUUAUUUUUGGUUUUGUGGUCCAGUGUCACAUAUAUGCUUCUGUGAAGGAAAUGUGUUUUGGGGGAAUAUAGAUCUGAUAAGUUUAAUGUUCUAAAUGGGUUCUAUAUUGAAGUCACCAUGGUUACUUAACUGAUAAAAUAGGAUUAAGGGUUAGGAUGCUUCCAUAAUACAGGCAUAGAUUAAAUAAUCUCAGUGGUAUGGCAGAAAAUGUUUCUGUUAUCUCAUCUGUUAUCAGUGAUUCUUCUUAUCAGUUUUAAAGGUUUCAGGAUGUGUAUCCCAUGUAAGCAGAUCUGUUGAUUCUAGAUGUUUGAGUACCAGUGGAUGUGCUUUAUAAGAUCUAAAUUAUCUCCAUUACUUCUGGGAAAUCCACAAUGUUGACUCACAUGCCAGUUUACAUACAGUACAGUAUAUUCCAGGUGUCUCCAGUGGAACCUGAACACCACUGCCUGUUAUACAGUAUGUCUAGGAUCCUGCUCGUAACACAGAGGUUGUGGAAGCAGAGAUUUAUAAGUGAGUUUGAAUAUAAACUAUCUUAAGGUUUGUGGGUAGAUUUCUUAAAUGCGGGGUGACCUUUGUCUCACAUUAUAGCUUGAUUAAAUCUGAAUGGCAUUGUAAGGACCACAUAUUUUGGCGAAGCACAAAAUACUUGCGAUUGAAGGUUUACAGUAGUCGAUUAUUAAUUUGAAUGACCAGGCGAUGCCUUCCCCUACAAACCGCCAAAAUAUGGCCUUGCUCUUCCAAGCGAAGUUUUAAUAUCAGUGCAAUGACUUGAAAGCCAUACGGCUUUAACAUCUCAUAAUGUAAAUAUUACAAAUAUUAAAUAUAUUCAAAGUACACAGUUUCCCCCCUAACAUAAUAGACUUUAUGACCGACAAGGCAGGCUUAUAAAUGUAAUCCUGUCUAAAAAUGAUUGUAUGCACACACGUGUGUUUUGUGAUCUAAAAACAUCUAAGCAAUAUACAGUAUGCACAGAUACACGUGUGCAUAUAAUGAAAUAAUAGCUGGUCUUCGAGUAUGUAUUGUGAAGUACCAGGUUAUUUCAUUACUCACAAGCAUUCACUGUAAAGGGUUUUUUCUUCUUUAUGCAAUAAAACCCCAAUAAACCUAGCGUAGUAUCACCAUCAUGCUCCCCUGUGACCAGGCUUCUGACUAAUCGCAUUGGCUGUAGAUGUAAGUGAGCUUGAUUUCACAUGCCCUAAUUUUUGGUCUCCAACAAAAUGAUGUCAUGGUUAAGUGCAUCCCGGUAAUGCGCAUCACACAUCUUUCCAGGCAAAGUCAAUAUUCAUCUGGUUGCUUGCUGAAUUGACGGCAUUAUAUAGCAUUAGAUCACCUCCAAGAAUCGCAUGAAUUAAGAAACUGUACCUUCAAGACACUGCCACUAAUAUAUUAAUCUUGAAUCAUGAUUACUGUAUGUUUUUGUAUUUGGUGUGUGACACGUUGUGCCCUUGGUAAUUCGGUUGUGUUUUCUGUGUGCGUGUUUGCGCAGGUGCAUUAUGGGAUUUACCCAUGUGCAUGCCCAUAGGUAGUCAUUCUGGGCCCCUUAAUUGUCAUGGGUUACCCCGGUAGCUACAGCCCUGCCUGUGAGAGAUUAUAGAUGUUAUUCACCAUUGGCGACAUCAGCAGACCUAUAAGUAUUUGUAAAUGUGCAUGUGAGUAUGUUGUGUGUGUGUGCGCGUGUCAGUGUGUUAGUAAAGCAGCAAUGUUGAUUGGAUAGAUGUAAUUUAAUGCAUUUAGCAGUGUCUUCUAUCUUUCUCUCUCUCUCUCUAUCACUCUCUAUCUCUCUCUCUCUCUCUCUCUCCAGCCUGCUAGUAAUGGCCUUUCUUUCUAAAUGGUAUUAAAGCAGGUUCAGUAUAAGAGAGUUACAAAUGCUUUGCUUUUCAUUAAGAUUUAAAUCAGAAGGGACUCUUUGCAUUGUAAUACGAAAGCCGUUCGUGACUACUAAAUUCUGUUUUGAUACUAAGACGGCCCCAUGCUGUUUGUGAUUUUGACUUAAUCCACACUCAAGACUAUGCCAUAUGGAGUUUGUCAAUGCAUGCAAUAGAGUUGAGCUCCCAUAGUGUUUAUCUGUGCUAGUGCGAUCAUGCAUUUGUAAAGUAGUGCGUAUAUCUAUAUAAAAAGUCUGAUUUUCAUAUACACAGAGAGCACUGCUUUUGUAAGUCUCCUUGUGUAUAGAUUCGAUAAUUCCAUUGCCUAAAAGUACCAAUGUUAUACAAAAAAAUAAACCGUUUUAUUGUUUAUCAACCUGUAUCUCUUCAUUUAUGUAUGGAAUAGACCUGAUUGGUCCAAGACAAAUUCUUAAAAAGUAUUAGGAGAGUUACCCAGAAUUCGGUGGGUGUACUAUGAAAUGAUCUUUUAAAGGGACACUCCACUAUUUUGAAAUAGGCUUAUUUUCCAGCUCACCUAGAGUGAAACAUUUAAUUUUUUAGCGUUUUGGAAUCCAUUCCGCCGAUCUCCUGGUCUGGCGGCACCACUUUUAGCAUAGCUUAGCAUAAUCCAUUGAAUCUGAUUAGACCAUUAGCAUUGCGCUCAAAAAUAACCAUAUUUUUUUUAUUUAUUAUUUAAAACUAGACUCUUCUGUAGUUCUGUAAUGUUAUUACGCAGUGCCCAAAAAUGAUCCCCUUGGCUACUUUUAAUAGCAGGGAACUAUUUUCGGGUGCAGCAUAAUAUCAUUGCGCCUCCUGCAGCCGUGUUACGGCAGCAAAGUCCUUGAUUAUUACGCUAGAAUGAGAGUAUAGCUCCCUAGCCAUAUCGGCCUGAAAAAUUGAACAUUUUAAUUUUCCGUCGGUCUUAGUACACGAUGUAAUGACAGAAGAGUCAAGUUUUAAAAAAGGAAAAUAUAUUGAAACUCUUUGGUUAUUUUUGAGUGCGAUGCUAAUGGUCUAAUCAGAUUCAAUGGAUUAUGCUAAGCUAUGCUAAAAGUGGUGCCACAAGACACAGAGAUCGGCUGAAUGCAUUCAAAAACUGAAAAAAAUCAAAUUUUUGACUCUUGGGGAGCUGGAAAAUGAGCCUAUUUUCAAAAAAAGUGGAGGGUCCCUUUAAGGUUGAGGAAAAUUAGUGGUGAGAAUGCAUGAAGAAUGAGAAGAUACAGUACAUCUGUGCAUCCUCUCCUUAUUCCAACUUCUAGUGAUGCUUAAUGGUCUCUGUUCUUUCUUUUUGCACAAACAUGUUUAAGAUUUUGUAAAGAAAAGUGAUACAGUGCUUUAUUUCAUGCCUAAAAACGACA
This is a messenger RNA of Paramisgurnus dabryanus, 8080 nucleotides long. NCBI's taxonomy places the organism in Eukaryota, Metazoa, Chordata, Actinopteri, Cypriniformes, Cobitidae. The record is from RefSeq and is a predicted model, not a curated record.